AUGGAGUUUGCAAGACAAGCAGGUGGGUCCUACGUGGUGGAGCCGGAGGAGAACAAGCGGACGAGGACGGCGUACACCCGGGCGCAGCUGCUGGAGCUGGAGAAGGAGUUCCUCUUCAACAAGUACAUCUCCCGGCCGCGCCGGGUGGAGCUCGCUGUCAUGUUGAACUUGACCGAGAGACACAUAAAGAUCUGGUUCCAGAACCGGCGGAUGAAGUGGAAGAAGGAAGAGGACAAAAAGCGGGGGGCAGGGAACAGCAAUGACCCCGAGCAAGACUGUGUGGUGUCCUCUGCGGAGCUCCCGGGCAAAGAGGAU
This is a messenger RNA of Struthio camelus australis, 315 nucleotides long. The record is from RefSeq and is a predicted model, not a curated record. Lineage: Eukaryota; Metazoa; Chordata; Aves; Struthioniformes; Struthionidae.